AUGGUUAGUUAUUUCUUCCAUAUUAUACGAGUAUUCAAGAAAUCUGUUACCUUGAUUAAUAAGACUGAGCGCAUUGGUUUUGUCAUUUAUUCGUGGAGGAAGUCCACCACCCACUUGGGAAGCAGAAGGAAAUCUGCCAUCUCAAUUUACAACUUACCAGAAGUUUCCUUGCAGAAAUAUGAUUGUCCCUUCAGUGGAACAUCAUUUGUGGUCUUCUCUCUCUUUUUGGAUGUAGUCUGUGCUCUCAUCAAAACUGUUAGGACUUGCCCAUUAGAACGCCCAUCUCCACUUCAGAGAUCUGUUUCUUUCAACUUUUUUACUGUCCAAAAAUCAUGUCCUGCCAAAGACUGGAAGGUGCAUAAGGGAAAAUGUUACUGGAUUGCUGAAACUAAGAAAUCUUGGAACAAAAGUCAAAAUAAAUGUGCCAUGAAAAAUUCAUAUCUCAUGAUGCUACAAGACGUUACUCUUAUGAUGACCACCUUUUUGCUGUACCUUCACAUGGCAUUUCUUCAAUGUACACACAUCUCUAAUGUCUCUGUGCAUCCAAAUUUCUUCUUCUUACAAGGACAUUGUCACAUUGGAUUAGGGCCCACCCCAAUGGCCUCAUUAAAUUCAAUCUUUUUUGACAUAUGCAUAUGGAAGUUCCUGGAUUUCAGUGCUGAGGAGAUAGAGGCUACCGGCAUCCAUAUGUCUGCCUCUGCGAUCUUCUCUGGAAAAGGUCUCUGACGAAGAGAACAAAACUCCUGCUUGAUGUCACAGCUUGAGUAAGAGGAAUGGGAUGAGUUCUAGGCAGCCACCAGCCGCCAGGAGAUGGCUGAAAUAGAUUACUGGAAAAUUCAAGGCCAAUCAAUAGAAUUAUCUGGAGCUAAACUCUCUGGGACAAUAUUCAUCAAAUUGUCAUGCCCUAAUUGAGUCACAGUUUGUGUUCAUCACAGAUACGGUGAGGUCUAAGGAGGAUGGAGAAGAGUGAUUGUGGUAGCAGAUAAAAGACAAAUGAAUCAGUGGGAUCAAUGGAGAUGACCAAGUUUGGUGAGAAGACAAUAUCAUGACAGAAGGUGUCCAGAGACAGAGUGAGAACCAGAUACAGGAACAGGAUCCUGUGCCAUGCUCCAGGAAAAGCAUGGAAAAGGCAAGUGAUGAGGGCAGAAGACAGUUCUACAAGAAGAUGAAGUCCGUACACACAAAGGGCUGGGAAGGCAGAAACAUAGUGGUGAGGGUGAGCCAGAGAGAUGUGGGGAGCAAGGACUCAUGGCAGAGAAGACCCUGGUUUACUAAGAUGAGAAAGUCAACUGUGAAGGUGAACUAAGAACACAUGAAGGAUGAGUGGAACCCAGGGGCCAGAAAGUCUUUGAAGGCAGAAGAUAUAAGACAAUUUAUAGGCAGGAAGAAAAACAUUAGUGAAAAUAUGCAGGCCAAUGUCAGAGGGGCAUUGGAUGGCAGAGAGAAGGCCAGUGAUGUGAGUAAAAGGAGUGCUGCAGGAACAGACCCAGUGUGAAGUUGUGA
Molecule: messenger RNA, 1503 nt
Organism: Saimiri boliviensis boliviensis (Bolivian squirrel monkey)
Lineage: Eukaryota; Metazoa; Chordata; Mammalia; Primates; Cebidae
Source: RefSeq, a predicted model, not a curated record